AUGGAUUUCUAUCGUCUUCAACCUCUCCUGAUGUUGCUAAACUGUUUUUUUGCUGGUUGUAAAGACACUGACGACUAUAAGGUCGUUAUCUUUGAAAUAACUGUCGAUGGACCAAGUCUUAAAAAUACCGUGUUUGUCGAUAUUGACAAAUACUUAGGGAUAAAUUGCGACAGUGAGAUACUAUUUAAUAUUGGUUCGAUUUUAAAAAUUGAAGAUGUCAAUCACAAUUCUGAUAUCGGUGCGUGGGUAAUCAAAAUGAAAGCGACCGAUGAAGGUAUAUAUGAAAUUCAAGAAACAAUUGAUGCAAAAAAAAGAGAAUUUUGCACAACUAAUAUUUAUUUGAUGUUUGGUCGUUUGUUACUCGAAAUGAAUGAAUAUACUAAAGCGCAGUCAUAUUUUCAUAUGAUGUUACAAGUCUUACCCAAAUCACAUGAAGAUCGAGCUUCAGUCUACGAUCGUAUCGGGGAUCCAAAUAUGAGAACAACGAACUGCGGAGCGGCGUUUGUCAAUUUUAAUUUGGCAUAUGCAACAAAAAAGAAAAAACUGACUUAA
Rotaria socialis is the source of this 552-nucleotide messenger RNA. The record is from the annotation of a GenBank genome assembly. NCBI's taxonomy places the organism in Eukaryota, Metazoa, Rotifera, Eurotatoria, Philodinida, Philodinidae.